CGGUAGGGGGGGCCCGGGGCCUGCGGGUGCUGGAGGAGCAGGGCGCUGCGGCUGCCUCCGUGUACCGCAGCUGAGGGGGUCGGUGGCCGCUGCGGGUAGCCCGGCCCGUGGGGUUAUGUUUCACACUAUGUGCUGACUGUCUGUACUUACAGAAGAUAUUUAAAACAAACAGACUUUUUUUCGAAGAUUUUGAUUCCAGUGGAAUCUGUGCUUUAGAUUUUUGUCUUGUCAAUUAACUCCUGACACAAUGCCUGUACAAGCUCCACAGUGGACGGAUUUUCUCUCCUGCCCAAUUUGCACACAGACUUUUGACGAAACAAUCCGGAAGCCCAUCAGCUUGGGUUGUGGCCACACUGUCUGCAAGAUGUGUCUCAACAAGCUCCAUCGUAAGGCCUGCCCUUUUGACCAGACCACUAUCAAUACAGACAUCGAACUCCUUCCUGUGAACUCAGCUUUGCUGCAGCUAGUGGGUGCUCAGGUUCCUGAGCAGCAACCAAUUACUUUAUGUAGUGGAGCUGAAGAUACGAAGCAUUAUGAGGAGAGCAAGAAAUGUGUGGAAGAGUUAGCAUUGUACCUCAAACCACUCAGCAGUGCAAGAGGUGUGGGUCUAAACAGUACCACCCAGAGUGUGUUAAGUCGUCCCAUGCAAAGGAAACUUGUGACAUUAGUUCAUUGCCAGCUGGUGGAGGAAGAAGGACGGAUCAGAGCCAUGCGUGCAGCACGGUCACUUGGUGAAAGAACAGUCACAGAGCUCAUUCUUCAGCAUCAAAAUCCUCAGCAGCUCUCUUCCAACCUCUGGGCUGCAGUGAGAGCCAGAGGGUGCCAGUUCCUUGGACCAGCGAUGCAAGAGGAGGCUCUAAAGCUGGUUCUGCUGGCUCUGGAAGAUGGAUCUGCUUUGUCACGGAAGGUCUUGGUUCUCUUUGUGGUUCAGAGGCUGGAGCCACGAUUUCCUCAGGCUUCUAAAACUAGCAUUGGGCAUGUUGUCCAGCUUCUCUACAGGGCCUCAUGCUUCAAGGUGACAAAGCGAGAUGAGGAUUCCUCCCUGAUGCAACUGAAGGAGGAAUUUCGGACUUACGAAGCUCUGAGAAGGGAACAUGACUCCCAGAUAGUUCAAAUUGCUAUGGAAGCAGGUUUACGUAUUGCACCAGACCAGUGGUCCUCACUCUUAUAUGGAGACCAGUCUCACAAAUCACACAUGCAGUCUAUCAUUGACAAGUUGCAGACCCCAGCCUCAUUUGCACAGAGUGUUCAGGAAUUAACUAUUGCUCUUCAGAGGACUGGAGAUCCAGCUAACCUGAAUCGUCUUCGGCCUCACCUAGAGCUCCUGGCAAAUAUUGAUCCCAGUCCAGAUGCUCCACCUCCAACAUGGGAACAACUGGAAAAUGGACUAGUUGCUGUGAGGACUGUGGUGCAUGGCUUAGUUGAUUACAUCCAGAAUCACAGCAAGAAAGGAACAGAUCAGCAGCAGCCUCCUCAGCACAGCAAGUACAAGACAUACAUGUGCCGAGACAUGAAACAGAGAGGAGGAUGCCCCCGAGGGGCCAGCUGCACCUUUGCACAUUCACAGGAGGAACUAGAAAAAUUCCGUAAAAUGAACAAGCGUCUGGUUCCCAGAAGACCCCUGAGUGCCUCCCUGGGCCAGCUAAAUGAGGUGGGCCUGCCUUCAGGAGCUAUCCUCUCAGAGGAAGGGGGAGUGGACUUGCCCAAUAGGAAAACUUCUGCUCUGCCAAAUGGAAUUGUGUCAACAGGCAGCACGGUGACGCAGCUUAUUUCUCGAGGGACUGACUCCGGUUACGAAGCUGCUCUGAAGCCAGGGAAGAUGGACCAUCUGAGUAGCAGUGCCCCUGGAUCCCCUCCUGACUUGCUGGAAUCUGUUCCCAAGAGCUCUAUUUCUGCCUUACCGGUGAAUCCACAUCCUGUGCCCACUCGGGCACCAACAGAUUUGCCUUCUGUGUCUGUCACCAAGCAGUUGCAAAUGGUACCAAGAGGAUCUCCACUGUAUAAUACUCAGCAAGCAGAUAUGUUUUAUCAAGAUCCCAGAGGAGCUGCCCCACCAUUUGAGCCAGCACCUUACCAGCAAGGAGUUUACUAUCCCACUCAGUCCAUGUCUCGCUUUGUCAGACCUCCUCCAUCAGCUCCUGAACCUGGUCCACCUUACCUAGACCAUUACCCACCCUACCUUCAGGAUCGUGUGGUGAGCCCACAGUACACACAACCACAGCAGUACCCUCCCAUGGGACAACCCAUCUACCCACCACACUACGACAGUCGGCGUGUGUACCCCCCUGUCCAGCCCUACCAGAGAGAGGAGAUUGUUCGGGGCAGCCCUGUGCCCAUUGAGAUUCCACAAGCCACUGUACCUUCCUACAUACCUGAAUCCAGAGACAGAUACCAGCAAACUGAGGGUUAUUGCCCAGUGGCUCCACAUCUCGGUCAGAUCAGACCCUCAUGCCACAGGCCACAUCCCAGCCUGGAUGAACUUCACCGACGAAGGAAAGAGAUCAUGGCCCAGCUAGAAGAAAGAAAGGUGAUUUCUCCACCUCCUUUUGCACCAUCACCAACCUUGCCUCAUCCUUUUCAUUCAGAGGAGAUUUUUGUGUUUGUACAGUUCUUGGAUGAAGACCUGAAGGUAGCUGGGAAAUACAAAGGAAAUGAUUACAGCCAGUACUCUCCUUGGUCCUGUGACACCAUCGGCUCCUACAUUGGAACCAAAGAUGCAAAACCCAAAGAUGUUGUGGCAGCAAGGAGUGUGGAGAUGGCGAACGUAGACAGCAAAGCCAUGCGUGACCAGCGACUGGACAUGCAGCGGCGCGCAGCAGAGGCAGGAGAUGAUGACCUCAUUCCCUUUGGAGACCGACCAACUGUGUCGAGAUUUGGGGCUAUAUCUCGUACUUCCAAAGCCAUGUACCAGAAUUCUGGUCCCAUGCAGGCCAUGGCAGUACAGGGAGCUACCACCAAAUCAAUAAUUUCAGACUACAAUCCCUAUGGAACUCAUGGUGGCUGGGGAGGCUCUCCAUAUUCUCCUCAUCAAAAUAUACCUUCUCAGGGACGUUUCAAUGACAGGGAGAGACUGUCUAUGUCAGAUGUGACUGGCCAUGGGAAGCAGUUGCCCUCAGCAGAGAGAGAGCAGCAGCUGCGCAUGGAGCUGCAGCAAGUAGACCACCAGAUCAGCCAACAAACACAGAUGAGAGGACUUGAGGCUGUUAGUAACAGGCUGCUGUUGCAGAGGGAGGCGACUACCCUGGCAGGCCAACCACAGCCCCCACCCCCACCUCCCAAGUGGCCUGGGAUGAUCUCAAGUGAACAGCUGAGCUUGGAGCUACACCAGGUGGAAAGGGAAAUUGGGAAGAGAACCCGUGAGCUGAGCAUGGAGAGCCAGUCUUCCCUUGACAUAAAAAACAAACUGGGCACCACUAAACAAACAGAAAAUGGACAAUUAGAACCACAAAGCAAGGUUCCAGCAGAGGACCUCGCACUGACCUUCAGCAGUGAUGUUCCAAAUGGAUCAGCCUUGACACAAGAGAACAUUGGCCUCCUGUCAAACAAGACAGCAUCUCUCAGCCUGUCAGAGGACCCAGAGGGAGGAGGAGACAGCCACGACUCCCAGAGAGUGGGAGUUACACCCACAUCUGCUCCAUGAAUUGAGGCCAGCAAACCCCACAGCUUCUUUUGCUGGGGUCUUGGUAGUUUCCAUCGUGUUUUUUUCCAAGGGUGAUUGUAGAAACCCAGGAGCAACAGCAGUAGCAGAGCAGCAGGUCCAGAGGCAAUGUGCACAAACACAACUACUAGAAACAAAUCCUGCACAUAGUUCACAUUAACGCAUUUUUUAAUUAAAAAAAAAAUGAAAAUUAGCAGUAUCUGCAAGCAAUUCAAAUUAAAUUUGUUUUUGUUCUGUGAAUGAACUUUAUUUUAAUAACUUUGGACGCCUUGGAUCCCAGGGCUUAAAAAAAAAAAAGAUAUUAUAUAUAUACUCUGUUUGAUUAAUUGUAUGAUCUUAAUGAAGUAGGUUUUUUCUUUUAUUUUGGUAUUAUUACAUACCCAGUGCAUAAUUCCUUAUCACUUUAAUUUCUCAGAUUAAAACAACCUGGCCACUUCCUUGUAUGGUUUAAGGGUAAACAAGGAAUGAGGGUUGGAGAGUAGCUGUGAAUUGCAGUGUCAAAAGAUGUGCAGCAAACACAUUCUUAAAAUAAUUCCUCACAUUGUGGCUAAGAACUGAACCCUUAUUUGAGCCUUCUUGCUUAAAUUAUUUAAGUCUAAACUACAAUGGGCAGAAUCCUUGCAAUGCAGCAGGUGCAGUCCUUUGUGUGUCCCAGCACAUGAUGUGGAAUUAAUUAGGGAGGAUUACAAAAUAAGUGUCCAACAUACUUUAUGUGAAGAUUGCUACUGCCCUUUUAUUUUCUACUGGGACUAUAGAAGUCAGUAGAAUGAAAACUUACCUACUGCAGCAUGGGUAUUUCUGAAGCUGGUUAUCUGGGGCUUGUGAUAGAGAGGCUUAGCUAAACAGUGAAGGUUGUGCAGCUGUGACCAGGGCUGAAUCUCUAGAAAUAAGAAACAGAGAAAAUAAUGUUGUGGAGUUGCUGGAAGGAUAUUAACUGCAGGUGAGCUAGUGAGCCAUGUUCCUUCAUCCAACAUUUGCUGGGGAUAUUUCCAUUCUCACUAAAACAAACUUUCCUAAAUUCCAUACAAUUAAGCUGAUGGAGAGGGGCUUACUGACCUCUCUGCCUUUUCACCUGUAUGCCUCUUUCUCAGCAACUCUUGUCUUUUUUUUUUUCUUUGUUACUCUUAUUAUUAUUAAAAACAUAAUUUCCUCUAUAAGCUGUUUUUUGUUCAGUGGUAAAUCAGUUAUUCAAUUCUAAUGUUGUUGUGAGGGCCACUUACUGAAGGAGAGCCACAUCUUUGGUUUGUGUGCAUCAGUGGUGGCAAACUUGAAAAAACAGAGGGAAAUUUUAAAACUGGCAUUAGAAUUUGACACCUGAGAAUCAAUCUGCCUCUGGUCUGCCACUGCUGCAGUGAAUCCUUUCCUAGGUUCCCUUUUCAGAGGGAAAAAUUCACAUCAAAAUGACCACCUAAGGUACAGCGUGGAUCUGUCAGAAGUAGUCACAAGUUCUGGAGAGCAAAUUUUGCUUGUUAAGAUCUAGUGUGCUGCUUCUCCAAGUGGAUGCUUUGGAAGCAUAAGUUGGAGAAACCAUAAGCCUUUCUAGAUGUUAAAGAAAUGAAAGAUUUGUUCUUGCUGCACAUUUUUUUUUUUUAACAGUUUUGGCAUGCACUAAAACAAGAUCCUGUGUACGAAGAACUCUGUGGAGAAUGAUUUUAAAGUGUUACUCCCUCUGCACCUUCUUGGCCUAUUCUUGUCUUUUUUCUUUCUGUGUUAGACUACUAAAAUUGGAAAGCACUGGUUAUGUAAUAAAUUACUGCAUUGCUUUGGUUGGGUAAAGCAAGAGUUAAAAUUUUUCUUGGUUUUUAGUUGUUUUUUUCCUUAACCUUAACUCCUUCUGAGGUCAUAGCAACCCUGGGCUAAGCUUUGCAUUCAUCAUACUGUUAAAUAAAACAAAAUGGGGGGUGGGAGGGGAUACAGUCCCACUAUUGCCUACCAGUAGGAGAGUCCAAACAGAAGACUCUUUUGAGUAGCAAUUAUUUAAUUUGCCCAGUCAAGGCACCGCGUUUAUAUACUAUUUCACAUUGAAUUUGAUUAUGCCCUACAGACCUGGCUGGUCAAGGAUUUGAUACACAUAUUGGCUUGGGAUUCGAGCUUUCUUUUUUAUUUAAAUAAAAAUUUAUAUAUAAAUAUAUAUAUACAUAUAUACAUAGUUAUAUCUGUAUAUAUAUUGGGUAUGUUUUAAGAAUUUUUUCGCAUGAGCGCAGCUGUUGUGAUCAAAUGUCUGGGAGGUAGAAGCACUGAAUGAAAAAUAAAGGCAUUUUUCACCACCCCCCCCACACUUUCCAUAUGUCCUCACACAGGUUUAUUUUGCUUUUAGAUGAACUUUGGCCUUUUAAUUGCCAAUAGUAGUAGUUUUGAAGCUUGCUUCUUUCAACCCCCUCUUAACUUCUGGCGAAGAAUCCUCUUUGCACUAGAACAGCUUCAUCUACACCUUGCCCCCAUCAAUCCAGAUGUCCUGUUUGAGGCCUAGCAUUCCCACUGCUCCUCUUGAAGCUGAGCAGAGCUUGGCUGAUGCAGUUUUGAGCCUGUCAGGUCUUUUCCUCCCUUCUCUGCUUUGGGCAUGAUAAUGAUCGAUUUGUUCCCUGGCAGCUUGCUAUCAAAUCAGCUGACACAGGCACUGUGCUGUGUUCUCCCAUCCUUAAGUGCAGAGCACCACCUUCAGGUCAGCAUUCUCAUUGCUUUUAAUUAGUUCUUCCUGCUGUGUCCCUAUUAACACAAGGAGCUCAUUUUAGUUGAAAUAUAAUUAGUGCAAUAUUCUAAUCUAGGAGGACAAGCCCAGAAUGUACAUUGUCAGACUGCAGUAAAGCUUGGUGUAGAAUUUUCAAAGAUGAUUGUGUUACCUUUGAAUCUAGGGAUUUGUUUUUGACACUAGGAAGAAAGUCUGGAGGGGCAAGAAACUUUAUACCUUUUACACUUGUGCCACCUAGUUUUCCUUUCCAGCUUAGGAGUUAAUUUUUUCUCCCCUUUUGCUCCCAAGAGGAAUUCUGCAGCACAAGCUAUUUAUUAUAUUGCUGUCCUGCCUGUGGUGAAUGCUCCCAAAGCCCAUGGAUUUGAAGGGACACCAUAUUGUUGUUUUUUCUCCUUUAUCCAGCUCUCUGUGCUGUACUUUGUGCAUAGUGUCCUUGUGAUCAGUGUGUCCAGGUGAAUGCCCUGUUUGCCCAGCAUUAUAGUUUGGCUUGUUAAAUAGUUUGUUUAAUAUCCACCAAAAGUAUUGAUUUUUGGCUUGGUUUUUCCCCUCUUUUCCUCUUGUCCUUUUUUCUUCAUUUUUACAGAAGUUUAGUUGAUGAAAAAAGUCAAACAGCAAAAUACAGUGCAUGCUUUUAAGUCAUUCUGGAAGCUGCACCUGAAGUCUUCCAUUUUUGUGGAAAAGUGUGCUAGCAGAACUGGGAGGACAUGGAACAGAAUCAUUGGUUAUAGUAAAAUUAAAAUUUCUGCUAUAACUGCAUCCUGCAACAUUCAUUUGUAUAGCCCAUCACUGCCCCAGUUGUACAGGAGUGCUGUCCACCUCAGUGAAACUGGUCUUAGGUAGAAAGUGGCUUAGUCCCUUCUUGGGCAAGAAGAAACAGUAUUACAACAGUGUUAGGGCACUACUGCAGCUUUUGGUGAACAGGUUACAUUUUCUCCUGCAGGAGACUCAUUGAACACUCAUUAAUAGCAGGGUUUCAGCCCCAGCAUGGACAAACCCCCCAGAAUAGGAAGCUUCAACUGGAUGUCAGUGAUUCAGUCAGUAUAGAAAUGGUGUUUGUUUAUUCUGUAGUGUUGUUUUCCUCCUCCUUCUGUCAAUGUCUUUUCUUUUUGCUGUGACCUACUUCUCUUGUCUUGAAAAGAAUAGCUUACACUUUUUUCUGCCACUCUAGAAUAUUAUUGGAUCCUCUUCCAUCUUGGAGCAGGACUAUUUUAUUUUAUUUUAUUUUUAAUUCAGACCACUUUUCAAACUUGCAGCACUGUUAUCCUCUUUCUCCUCGAGUUUUUGUGUCCAGUUUCUUCUGAGCCUUAUUCUCUGCUUUUUGUCCAUCUUUUCCUUCUUCCCCUUCUCUGGCUUGCCCAAUCCACCCUCCCUGAUUGUGUAAUGGUGACAGCUUGCUGCCUCAAAACAGAGCAUUCAAAUGAAUUCGCUUAGCCAAUAACUUCUAUGAAGUUGCCUUUUCUAAUGGUGUUAUUACUCAGUGAUGCACAAAUGUGAUAUUGCCCCUACUGGUAGGCAAACGGGGGAUCUGUAUAAACAUGAUAAACUGCUGGUUUUUUUCUUUUAAAGGAGAGCCAAAGACUUGUGCUUUACACUUUUUCUGUUUCCUGGCGUAGCCAUUUUGAUUGUCAAAUCUAUGUGGGGUUUUGUGAGUUGACUGUAUUAUCCUAAUAACAAUUUACAGAAGUUAAUGAUUGUCAAGCCUUAUCCGUGUGUUGAAUUGUGGAAAAUCAUUCCAUUCAGUCAUCCAGUUUUUAAUGUAAUGAGAAGUAUGUGGGGUCUUCUGAUGUUUUCAGUCUCUCAUGCUAUCUCUCAGCUGACAGAAUGGCUCAUUUAGAGAGAGAGAAGGAACAUAGAAGUUUUAUAUAAAUCAAAAAAGCCUUGUCUUUAAGUGUUUGAAUACUGAUUUAAAAUUUCUUCAGUUACAGUAAAAGAUAAAUUUGUGUUGCAAAUGUGACUGAUUUUUAAGCCCAUCUGAACUGAAAAGACAUUUCAAACUGAAGCAUUACAUUAAAUUAGUUGUGGAAAAAGCAAACUUGUAUGAUGAUAUUGUCUCUUGACAACACAGAAUUAGUAAGGUGGGGCAAAUGCUGUAUUAGAAAGGGUUAGGGCUGAGGCUUUUCACUGAUAAUAGAAGAAAGCUGCUUGCAUUUCCCUGCCUUGAUCUAACAGACUCUUGCAGACUGUUACUGAGGUUUUUAGGUUCAGAGAGUAAAGUGUAAGUCAGAGUAACAUAAAGGCUCAUUCCCAUUGUAAUUUCCACUUUUAAAUCUGGUCUGUAAUGAAGCAGACUACAGGAUAGUUAUCUGGAGAACCCAAAUAUAAAGUAUCAUUGGUUGACUGGCUAUUGCAGACCCCACUUUAUGGUCCAAGAAACCCAGUGCUAAUAAUCAGGAGGCUCAACAGCAGGAGUGUCAGCUCAUCAUCUCUGUACUUAAAGGGGGGUAAAAAAAAAGUGUGCAAAUCUUGUGCUUGUCUGUGUAUCAAGAGUUUUUUGUAGCCCUAGAAUAGAAGGAACACAGGCUAAGAGGGUGGGGCAUGAUGUUAACUUCAUAUUCAGAUUUCAUCAUCUUUCACUUUCCAAAACACACACUUCCCCUUCCCCUCUCCUGAUGUUGGUAGUACUGAUCUAAACAAAAUUAAUAAAAAAAGACCAAACAAAAACCCCAGAAGUUGUUGUUAAAAUGGUAAUUUACAUACUAACUGGAAAAACACCUGCCUUGCUUGAGUAAGGGUGAACUUUGAAUUUCCAGGGAAAGAGAAGCAAAUCUUCUGAGCCACCUUUUUAGGUAUAUUCUUGGUGAGAACAGUUGGGUGGUUGUUACUCAUGGUAUAUGAUCAUAUGGAUUAUGUAGCACAAAUUGAGUUGUUCUUGGAUCAAAUAUAAUCUGAGAUGUCAAAACCUUUGUUGGGGAUUCUCUUUUUCAUACUCAGCUUCCAUCAGCUGCAUUAUUUUAAGUGUCAGGGUGGUGAUAGAGGCCAGGAUUAAGUUAGUUCCAAUUAUAGAAUAUUAUGAGCAGUUCUGGGGCAUGUUAUCCCAGCUCACUGUCCCUAUACAGUUAACAUACAGUCUUUAUUCUUGUGUAGGAAAAAGAAUGUAACUGCUUAGUGUUGUCUGAAUCUCCAAGGUGCUCCUUGUGAUGCAGGUAGAGCCAUGGUUAGCAAGGAAAGGGGGAUAAACUUUAUAUUGAACUUCUUUAUAAUUUCAUUUCCCAGUGGCAUGGGAACUCUUUGAACACUAUUGGUAAGCAAAGAGGGUGCAGCUCUUUCUGAAAUUUCCCAAAUUAAAGAGUGUGGGAAAGUGGAUUUGCCUCAGAAACACCCCAAACAUAUGAAGCUUAAAAUUUGUGACCCUGGUGGUCAGAAUUGGUUGCCUAUAGCUUAGUAACCUAAAUUAUUAACUGGUCAUUCCCAGACAAUCUUUGCAAUUCCAGUGAGUUUGUGUAUGAUUUUAGUGCAGAUUGCCAUGUGUUCAGCAUUUGGGGAACUUUAGGUGUAAGGCAGGUGUCUCUGGAUAUACAGCUUGGGUGUUUUCAUGUUCCAGGAAACAGCUGAAUCCAAGAUCUGGGAGUCUGGGGGGGGGGGGAAACACGAUUAUUAAUUCCAAUUUGAAAAACAUGCUAUUGGGCAAGAUGGAAACAACAAGUGCUGCACUGUCUCUGGAAAUAAAAAGCAUUAGAGCUGAUGGAAUUACGCAUGAUGUGUAUAUGUGGAAAAUAUAUCUGGAAGGAAAAGAGAAAACUUUGUGGAAUAUUUGAUGUUUUAAGAAAUGAUUUACGUCUUUGUCUUGUUAAAAGGAUGUAUUAACUCUGUGGCAGACAGUACUCACAAGUCUUUGGCAUCCAAACCAGAUUGUGUAUUGGAUGGAUCCCACAACUGGAUGUGUGCACUGACCUCUUUAUUUUGAGCUUUCUUAAAAGCAAAUUUGUAGCAGCAUCUUAUAAAUGUCUAAAGCAACCUGAGACAGGAGAAACCUGCUCACAUCACAGCUGCUCACAGGUUACAAUUGGUACCUUUAAUUCACAGCCUCUUUUAAUGUGCUCUACCAUGGGCAAAUCUAGCAAAUCAAAUUACUUCUAGGGCUGGGGUUGUUUUUUUUCCUAAUUUUAAGGAGUUCCCAUUACCCCUUUGGUCUCUGCUUGCUGUGUAAGCAGCCUCUAUGCUAAGAGGAGCUUUCCUUCAAGUCAGCUUAGCAAAUCAGCCUGAUUAUUUUUCCCUAUUUUUCUGUAUCUGGUAGCAUAGUGUUGAGCUCUUUCCCCAUUGUAUUUGUUGCUAUGGGGAGGAAGAGGUGAGGGAAGGCAUGCAAGGGAGGAGGGAAGAAGCCCUGUGGGAUCUUCUAUGUGAAAGCUCCCACCCCAUCUUUGAAAUCAUCUACUUCCAGUUGUGGGGUUUCUCUAUAAAUAACUUUUUUCCUGUUUUUUGUAAGCCUAGAUUUCUUUGAUCUUGUUAGUUCUGUACAAGUCUCCCCGAGACAUUCUGCAGUCAUUAUCACCUUUUUGGGUGGAGUUUAUUUUAUUUUUUUUUGUUUGUUUGUUUUGGUUUUUUUAAAUAACUUUUUAACAUUGGUGCAUAUAUGCUUGGGAUAGAGCUCAUGUAAUUUUCCAAUCGUAUUGAUUGUAUGUGAUUGUGCCCUGCAGAGGUAUAUUUAACAAAAAAAAAAAAAUAAAAUAAAAAGGAUAGUCUAGGUAAUAAAGGAGACCGUGAGAUUUGUUGAGUCAGGUUAUGAACUAUUUCUUGAAUUUAUUUAGCAUCCUGAAUAAGUGAAAUCCCCUCUCUGCUGUUCUCAUAAAUCAGUGCUAAACAA
Molecule: messenger RNA, 11148 nt
Organism: Calypte anna (Anna's hummingbird)
Lineage: Eukaryota; Metazoa; Chordata; Aves; Apodiformes; Trochilidae
Gene: RC3H1
Product: ring finger and CCCH-type domains 1
Exons: 20
Coding region: 248-3640 (1130 amino acids)
Molecular function (GO): metal ion binding
Source: RefSeq, a predicted model, not a curated record